Lathyrus oleraceus (garden pea) is the source of this 1044-nucleotide messenger RNA. RefSeq names its product protein MAIN-LIKE 2-like. The transcript is spliced from 2 exons. Bases 20 to 832 code for a protein of 270 amino acids. Lineage: Eukaryota; Viridiplantae; Streptophyta; Magnoliopsida; Fabales; Fabaceae. Gene Ontology annotation, biological process: meristem development; meristem maintenance. The record is from RefSeq and is a predicted model, not a curated record.
UCGUCAACGUUCACACCCAAUGCCUUAUCCAGACCCAUGGUGCGUACCUUACAUAGAGCGUGCGGGUUUCGGUCAUGUAAUGCAUGUCGUAAAUGCCACCAUUGAUGCCAAAUUCAUUUUGGCUCUGUGUGAACGUUGGAGACCUGAGACACACACCUUUCACCUACCAACUGGUGAAUGUACCGUCACAUUAGAGGACGUGUACAUGCUUUUAGGUCUUAGAAUAGAUGGUAAGCCUGUCACCGGAAAUGUUCAACAGCCUAACCAAAUAUGUGUUCAAAUGUUGGGGGUAGAUCUGGUCGAGGGUGAGGGGUCUGCCAAAGCAAGGGGUCAGGGUAUUAAAUUAUCUAGCCUACAAUUGUACCACGACUCCAUAACUUUGACUGAGGAAUCCUCCGAACAAGAAAAAGUCAUAAAAACCCGGGUUUACAUUAUGCUAUUGUUUGGGAACUUGCUAUUUCCCGAAGGGACGGGAAAUAGCAUAAAUUUUAUGUACUUGAGUUUGCUCGGGGACAUUGAUAGAAUAAGCACAUAUAGUUGGGGUUCUGCAGUGUUAGCAUUCCUAUAUAGCUCUUUGUGUAAAAAUGCACAAAAUGAGCACUGUACAUUUUCCGGAUGUGCUUUUUUGCUUCAAACAUGGGGGUGGUGGAGAUUGCCGAGGCUAGCCCCAGAAAAUCCUAAUGACUACUCCUUCCCCUACGCAACUAGGUUCAUUACAACCGGUCUGGAUUACAGUCUUACCCCCAAAAAUAAAAUUAUAUUUUAUCGUCAACUGUUGGAUCGUCUCCGAGCACAGGAUGUAUUACCACUAAAUCACUCAACUUCUAACUGAUUUUUUAAUGUCAUGCAUUCUCGAUAAAUAACAUAUUUACUUUUUUCUUUGCAGUUUAUUUGGAGGCCAUAUUUGGGAUUGGAACAUCAACCCAACCCCGAAGAUGCAGCUGUUUGGACAGCAAAAACGGCCAUAAUGCGGUUCACCACUGUGGAGAUGCACCAAAGUGACCGUGUCAAGCUUCAAUUCGGAAUGCAUCAAGACAUCCCAGG